AGAGGUACGGCGUCGCUUAAGUUCCCGCCCAAGUGCUGUUGGAACUCAUCGCCACAUUGUAACACUACGCAGAAGCUCCACCAUUCACCACCCUCUAAACCCCUAAACCACUCCUCUCCGCCGUCUUUCCGCGCCAGAAAAUGCUUAUAUCCAUAGUAGAAAGAUCCUUAUUUAGAGACAAAGACGGCGGUACUAAAGUCGUCAAACACCGCUUCUUAGGGUUCUUAAUCUGGCAAGCACUUCAAUCCACCGCCAUCUUCUUCCUCUCCAAAACCCUACUCCUUUCUCUCUUCACUCGAACCCCCUUCAAACCUUCAUUUCUCAGUAUCUUCGCUUUCAUAGUUUUCCACUUCUCCCUUCUCAUCUUCUCUACUUCCCUUUUCAUCAUCUCUUCUCCUCGCCCUCAACGCGCUGCUUCCCCUUUUGAGCUUCUGCUCGGUACUGCUCGGCUGAUACUUGUUCCCAUUUCUAACUCCCAGCCGCUGCUGUCCCCUGAUUUUCGGCUCCGGGCGAGGGCUUCCAUUAGUUUCGUGCUGUUUGUGGCGGUGUCUGCAGUAUCAGCGUCUUUGUCUGUGAUUACCCUCUGUUUGAGCUGUAAUGCUUUCGAUCAAUUGAAGCAGAGACGGCUGGUUAUUGGGAAAUUAGGGUUUUGGGGUUUGCAGAUCGGAUUGUUAUAUGGAGUGCAUUAUGUAUAUAACAAGCGGUGGGUUUUGCAGUUCCCGAUCAUCCAGCGUCCUCCCUUUUUCAGCUUUAAGAUGGGGCUACCUUUAGCUGUUGAGAAAGCUCUAAAGCUUUCUGCUGUUGGUUAUGUGCUUUCAGCUAUCCUUGCAUUUGCUCUACCUUAUGAGUUUAAGGGUCAACUUCCAGUAGGAAACUUCAUCACUGAGCAGAUUCUCUUUUAUAUUGGAAGUUUUGUGGUGAUUCUCUGCUGGGAAUUAUGUCAUCAUUUACACCAGGUGUUACACACAAAACGGUCCGUCUUUGCCCCUCCAAAAGGUUCUGCAGCUGCUGAAACAAAUCCAAGUGAACCGCUUCUGGCCGCAUUGGAGGAGAGCACACCAAAAUCUCUUUUGCAGUAUCUUGCAUACCUUGACCUUUGUAUGGUAUGCGAAGGUAAUGUUGAUCCUUGGCGCCGAGCUGCCUUCUUUGAGGAAAGUGGUGAAACUUACAAAAGAGUCAUUUCUGUGUGCUUGACCCCUGUUGAACAAUUCACAAGAAAUGUGAGUGAGGUUUUGGAAAGCUCUCCAGUUGAUAACUCCUUGCAACUGUCUCACCAGUUACGUUCUCCAAAUGAACAGCUUGCCGAUUCAAAGGUUUAUGAAUCAUUUGAUGACUUUCAGCUACUAGCUUGGUGUGCUCGCAUUGUGGCUUCACUGACCGUGCAUUCACACAAGGAGGACAGAUUUGGUGUUGCUCAACUAUCAGGGAGCAAUGCUGCUGUUAUUUCAACAUUGCUAUCGAGUUUAUUAGCUGUUGAAACUUUGAUGGGCAAGAAAACCAACUUACAGUCGUCAAAUACUUUAAUGGAUCCUGCUGGUAUUAAGUGGGCUACAUUAAACCCUGGAAGGAGAGAUUCAGCAGCAGGCAUGACAGGAAGAAGAAAAGGAGCCCCUUUUUAUGCAAAAGCAUAUUCGAUGGCUGAUAUCCUGAAGACUUCCAUCUAUGGUAUUAUCUCUGCUUUCUACGAUGAGAUGUCGCAUAGUGCCAAGGCAGGACUGCUUGAGAAAGAUUGGAUCAUCAGUAGUAAGCCAUUGUAUGGAACUCGUGAGCUCCUUUCACAGAAAUUGCGACUGUUCCUGGACUUCCAAGCUAGCUAGGGCAUGUUGCACUACAUGGAGGUUGAUUUUGAAGAGGUUGUGCUUGUGUUUUGAGGGAGAAUGCUUAAGAAGUUCGAUAGCUCAGUCCUGGUGUGUGAGAAAUGGUGCGAGAAAGAAAAGAUUCUAAGUUAUACCAGGUCCAUCUGGUGGAUGAUGUCUGCCCUUGGCAUUCAGAUCUCAACAAUUCCUUUUUCUUCUUUUUUUUUGGUGGGUAAAAUAGUGGGUUAAAUGUACGGAUAAUUGUCAUCUUUGUGCAUUAAUUGAGGGAUGUUUUAGGUUUGAAUUCUUCUCUUUGGUAUCACACACACAGACAUCUGCAGACUGCAAGGCUGUAACUUGUUCGUGUGAAUAUCUUUGGAAUAUUUGGUACCGUUAAGACAAAUAUGUAAGCAUAAGAAUUUUGUUGAAGAGAUUUCUGCAUCUAAUGCAAAGGUGAAAUUGAUAUGCUCAUGAACUUUUUGUUGUUGAUCACUG
Messenger RNA from Solanum verrucosum, 2291 nucleotides. RefSeq lists its product as uncharacterized. Bases 141 to 1817 code for a protein of 558 amino acids. Lineage: Eukaryota; Viridiplantae; Streptophyta; Magnoliopsida; Solanales; Solanaceae. Gene Ontology annotation, cellular component: nuclear pore transmembrane ring. The transcript has 4 exons. The record is from RefSeq and is a predicted model, not a curated record. Gene Ontology annotation, molecular function: protein-macromolecule adaptor activity. Gene Ontology annotation, biological process: nuclear pore organization.